ACAAUUCCAUGACGAAAACAGAAGCCACAUUCAGUUUACUAGAUGAGGAAGAAGAACGAGAUGAGGUUGGGCCCUCUACCGUACUGGUUCCAGGCCGUCCAUCUCUUCGAUCAAUCUCCCUAUCACAAGCUCCAAGUGCUCCACGAGACUUAGAAAAUGGAAAUGGUCAGACGAGUUGUGCAGAGCUCCACAAGUUGACUGCUGGCUCCACGACAUCCUUGUCCUCACAGUCGAAGAAUGCAAAGAAAGUGAACAAGUUCUAUAAGAAGCAGAAUGAAUUGUUGGAGAAUUUUAAAAAUGAUAGCGAACAGAUUGAGCAAUUCAACCGUACACGGCGGCGGACAACUAGUAAAGAAGAAGAUGAUGACGCUGACGUGAUUGCAGCCAUACCACCACCGAUUCCUGAAGAGAAAGCUGUAGUGGCACCACUGGUAAAGCAUAUUGAUGGAACAGACGAACCGGAAGUAGUGAUAUUCGAUGUGCCACGCAGUCCUAGGAAUCCUAGAAAAAAACCAAUGGAACGCACAGACACCGAAGAAAAAUCAGUUGACGAGAAAAAAGACGACGAAUCAAAUACGGCCGCGAGAAUGGCCAACAUCACAUUAGCAGUGAACUUCCUUCUGAUGAUUGCAAAAGUCGUCGCAUCCGUUCUCUCAGGAUCCAUGUCGAUCAUUUCAUCGAUGGUUGAUUCUGUGGUAGAUAUCACUUCAGGACUUGUCAUUUCACUUUCAGAAAGAAUGAUCAAGAAAAGGGAUCCUUAUCUGUAUCCGAGAGGAAGGACCAGGUUGGAGCCAUUGUCCUUGAUUUUGAUCAGUGUGAUCAUGGGAAUGGCGUCGAUUCAAUUGAUCAUUGCGUCGGUGAGAGGAAUUCAUGAUGGAAUUCAAUUCCAUCUUUAUGGAAUCGGUGAAGAACCCAAGCUCAACGUCACCAUCACCUCUGUAGUCAUCAUGGUGUCAACAGUUCUCGUCAAGCUGUCCCUCUACCUAUUCUGUAAACGAUACAAGGAACCAUCGGUCAACGUGCUCGCAAUGGACCAUCGCAACGAUUGCAUCUCCAACACGGUCGCCCUGAUCUGUGCCUGGCUCGGCACCAAGUACUCGUACUACUUUGACCCAGCCGGUGCUAUUGUGGUUUCUAUGUACAUUUUGUAUACCUGGGUGCAAACUGGACGGGAGCAUUUGGCAAAGCUGUCGGGUAAAACUGCAGAGCCAGAGUUCAUUAAUAGGAUCAUCAAAGUCUGCUUGGAUCAUGAUGCUCGGAUUUCACAUAUUGAUACGGUUUAUGUGUACCAUUUUGGAAGCAAGUUUUUAGUUGAGGUGCACAUUGUGCUCGACGAGAAUAUGAUCCUCAAAGAAUCCCAUGACAUCAGUGAGACCCUCCAAUCAAACAUCGAAAGCUUGCCGGAAGUUGAACGUGCAUUUGUUCAUACAGACUAUGAUUAUGAUCAUCAUCCUCACGACGAGCAUAAAAUUGUUUGAAUUAGUUAUUAUUAGAGCACAUUUGCAUUAUGAUUUUGUUUUUUUCUUCUUCCCAGUGCCCCCCUACUUUAAGUUUUAUUUCAUAUUUUUCCGGUUUCAUGACAGAAAUCAUCAGCAUCUCUCAAUGUUUUUUUUUCGCAUAAUUAACUAUACUUUUUUUUGUUUGAAAUUUUGAAAAUUUUGAUUUGCAAACUAUAAUAUUUUUUCUCACAUAUCGUCGUAGAGUGUCAAAUGUUUCUUUUUUUAUUUCAUUAAUUAAAAUAAAAUAAUAAAUAAACAAAUUAAAU
Molecule: messenger RNA, 1765 nt
Organism: Caenorhabditis elegans
Lineage: Eukaryota; Metazoa; Nematoda; Chromadorea; Rhabditida; Rhabditidae
Gene: R02F11.3
Product: Cation efflux protein cytoplasmic domain-containing protein
Exons: 6
Coding region: 9-1478 (489 amino acids)
Biological process (GO): monoatomic cation transmembrane transport; monoatomic cation transport; transmembrane transport
Cellular component (GO): membrane; endomembrane system
Molecular function (GO): monoatomic cation transmembrane transporter activity
Source: RefSeq, marked reviewed